AUGGGUGGGGAAAUCUUUGGCCCGUUGAUCACCGUCGGCGCCUCAUUGAUCGCGUUUUUCGUUUGCUAUGGAAUUGCAGUCGGAAAAGAUCAUGUUGAUGCCUGGUUGCCUUAUAUAAGUGAUUGCGGAAAUUUGCCUCCAGAAAGUUGCAUUUUUACAAUGCUUUGCGCAAUUGCUUCGUUUGCUUGGAUUUACACAGUUUAUUCCCUGCAUUUACAAGUGAUUCAUCGAUGUGGAAAAAAUGGCGCACUGCGAACAUUUGCUUAUUUCGUUUUCUUUCUGGGAUUUUUGUCGGCCAUUGGGUAUUUGAUGGUCGCUAGUUUUCAGGAAGGUCACGUUCUGGACGCUCAUAACACCGGUGCUUUCAUGUUCUUUUUCGGAUUCGUCGCCUACUGUUUUGGUUACUAUUUGAUCUGUUUCUAUGUGAAUCCACAAAUUGUCUCAAUGCCAAUAACAGUCACCCGAGUGCUUUUCAAUUUGAUCGUGCUAGCAGUUUUAAUCUUUCAUAUGAUCUGCUUAUUCGGGAGUCCAUUUGUGAAAGACGUGAACGGGUUGAAGCCAGAUCAGCCCGAUUUCUCGAAUGGAAUCGAACGUUACAAUGAGGACAGUCCGUUCUACAACAAUCACAUUGCAACGACACUUUCCGAAUGGGUACUUGCAAUGUUAAUGCUAUUAGAAAUCCUAUCUUUUUCUAUCGAUUUAUGGGAUUCUGAUAGUUAUUCACAGAAGCCAAUUCGAGAUGAUGGCUCGGAAAUCUUGGGGUUUUCGGAGACAACUCGGCCAGGAUCAGGCCCAAUUAUGGCAGUAUACGAUAAUCAAGGAAUAAACGAUAGAGAGAUGCAAGACGCUAGAGCUAGGCCAGCUUAUGGUUACGAGACAGAUAACGUUUAUCGACGGGGUUUGCCAAGAGUAUCAAUGAAUACAGUUGAUCGAUCUGAAGCCUAUCGAGAUCCGUAUAUGAGCCGGGAUCGUGAUAAUAACUCGUAUCAUGAACAGUUU
Molecule: messenger RNA, 999 nt
Organism: Mesorhabditis belari
Lineage: Eukaryota; Metazoa; Nematoda; Chromadorea; Rhabditida; Rhabditidae
Source: the annotation of a GenBank genome assembly